Molecule: messenger RNA, 1855 nt
Organism: Opisthorchis viverrini
Lineage: Eukaryota; Metazoa; Platyhelminthes; Trematoda; Opisthorchiida; Opisthorchiidae
Exons: 6
Coding region: 1-1194 (397 amino acids)
Biological process (GO): isocitrate metabolic process; tricarboxylic acid cycle
Cellular component (GO): mitochondrion
Molecular function (GO): NAD binding; magnesium ion binding; oxidoreductase activity, acting on the CH-OH group of donors, NAD or NADP as acceptor
Source: RefSeq, a predicted model, not a curated record
AUGUUCGGAGUCCACGCUUGUGUUCCAGAAGGAGCGGCAGGCGGUGAUCGACCCUCGCCACCGAUAACUGACGAUGAUGUGGUCUAUUUGGCUUCGGCACUGAAUGCUUGUUCGUAUGCUACUGCAACACUGCGGAAGAAGACCGUCACUCUCAUUCCAGGCGAUGGUGUGUGGCCAGAAUUAUUCUUGUCGGUUAGGAACGUCUUUCAAGAGUUCGGAAUUCCAGUGGAAUUUGAAGAGGUGCGACUCAACGGCUUAAGCAGUGUUGCUUCUGACGAUCUCAAUUUCGCCAUACAGUCACUAAACAAGACGAAAGUAGGUUUGAAAGGGAUAAUUCGCACCCCGGUUGGACGACGAGAGGUCAAAACGGUCAAUAUGAUUCUGCGUCGUAUGCUCGAUCUGUACGCCAACGUCGUUCACGUCCGCAGCGUACCGGGAAUUCCAAACAGACACGGUCCUCUCGAUUUCGCGAUUAUCCGUGAGCAACUAGAAGGAGAAUAUUCGUGUUUGGAACACGAAUCUGUACCUGGUGUGGUCGAAUGUCUCAAAAUUAUGACCCGCUAUAACUGCGAACGAAUCGCCAAAUUCGCCUUUGAUUAUGCAGUCCGAAAUAACCGAACGACGGUCACAGCGGUUCACAAGGCAAAUAUAAUGAAACUGGGUGAUGGCCUGUUCUUGGAUACCUGUCAACAAGUGUCCAAGCUUUAUCCACACAUCACUUUCAAAUCAAUGAUCAUCGACAACUGCUGCAUGCAAUUGGCCAGUCGACCGAAACAAUUUGAUGUCUUGGUUAUGCCUAACCUCUAUGGAAACAUAGUAGACAACCUUGCUGCUGGUUUGGUCGGUGGAGCUGGUGUCGUUCCAGGAGUGUCCUACAGCCAUGAAAUUGCUGUGUUUGAACCGGGCACACGGCAUUCUUACGCUGAAGCUUCUGGGCGCGACAUCGCCAAUCCGACUGCAAUUUUGUUGGCAAGUUGCGAUCUUCUGCGUCAUGUCAAUCUGAAUGAACAUGCUGCGAAACUGGAGUCCGCCAUCUACAAGGUUGUCGAAAGUGGACAAGUAUUAACGACUGACGUCGGUGGACGUUCGACCACCUCAGACUUCAUAGAAGCACUUCUGCGGCAGUACAGGGCGGAUGCCAGGUCCAAUCGGGAUCCUACCACUUCAAUUCCCCGGUUGCCGCGAAAGUCGUGAAUGCUGCACCCAGAUUCGGAUUGAACCAGAUUAUUGUCUUUGAUUCUCUCCGGCUUUAUCAACUUCCAUCCCUGUCUAGUCGACAUCGAUCAUUCGGCUUCAUUUCAGCAUGUGAUAAAUACGCAUCCCGGUAUCGUCCGGUAUAUUUUUCAAACGUAUAAGAUGCUUCCACUCCGACUCGUUUGUAACGGUUUUGUUUCCAUCCUCAUUCGAUUAAUACCAUGUUGGAUCUUCGUUCGAUCGUCUUACCCCUCUUCGGGAUGGUGGAUGGUUUCAAUACCUGAUCAAUACUCGCUUACUUAGUCUAGCUCUUGAAACGGUUUGGCGACAUGCACUCUGUCUUCCGGGAAGUACGACAUCCUCCUGUCUCUACAUUAUUGAAUUCAUCAGCGGACAUUUUGUCACUCGUUUCGCCACUGUUUGUGUGUGAACUGUAUGACAAAGUUGUUCCUGUGAAUUACCCUACCAAUCCAUUGAUGUAGACUGCCCUUCAAAAAUUACCGUUUUCGCGAAUGUAGCGCAUUCAUUGUAAACUGUCCUUACUUAGAAAUCUUAUAGCUGUUGAGACAACUGGAUCAAUUAUGGCACCAUCGGAUGCUUGUGCAAUUUUAACAGCCUAGAUAUUGUAUGCUUACGUGGGUCAGCCAAUGAUCAAAGCCAG